CGUCUCUUCAAAUAAGUCCUAUUAUAUAAAUUUUCGUCUUGGACGCGUGCAGCUAAAAUGUCAAGCAAAGGCAGAAUUGUUAUUUGUAUGCUUCGUAACGAUCUUCGUUUUCACGACAAUGAGGUGCUUGCUUGGGCCAACAAAAAUGGGAACUAUUUACUGCCAGUCUAUUGCUUUGAUCCUCGUCAUUACGGAGGAACUUACAAAUUUGGUUUCCCUAAAACAGGACCACAUCGUCUGAAGUUCUUGUUAGAGAGUGUGAAAGAUCUUCGUAACACUCUGAAGUCACAUGGAAGUGGGUUGGUUGUUCGCAAUGGUAAGCCAGAAGUUGUUAUUCCAGAGUUGAUUCAGAAGCUAGGCAAUGACGCUGUGCAUGCAGUUGCAUUUCAUGAAGAGGUAACUCAGGAAGAAUUGGAUGUGGAGAGAGCCCUCAAGCUACAAUGUGAGAACAAAGUCAUACAGAAAAUUUGGGGUCAUACAUUGUUUCACAGAGACGAUUUGCCAUUUUCUGUUAAACAGUUACCAGAUGUGUAUACACAGUUUCGGAAGCGUGUAGAAGGAUCAUGUACUGUAAGACAAUGUAUAGAGAUGUCAGAGCAGUUGAAUCCGUUACCAGAGGGUAUAGAAGAGGGAGAAAUACCCAGCAUGCAACAGCUUGGGAUACAAGAGGUAGCCCCUGACUCUAGAACAUCUUUCCCAUUUUCUGGUGGUGAGACUUCUGGUCUUGAGAGAGUUCGUCACUUCCUGUGGGAGACUGAUGCUGUAGCAACAUACAAGGAGACUAGAAAUGGAAUGAUUGGUGCCGAAUAUUCUACAAAAUUCUCAGCAUGGUUGGCACAUGGUUGUAUCUCUCCAAGAUAUAUCUACUAUGAGAUAAAACGUUAUGAACAAGAGAGAGUAGCAAACAAUUCUACAUACUGGGUGAUAUUUGAGCUGUUAUGGAGGGACUAUUUUAGAUAUGUCGCACUGAAGUAUGGAAACAAAUUGUUCUAUCUGUCGGGUAUACAAGGAAAACAUAUACCAUGGAAAAAGGAUAAGGAAUUAUUCAGAGCUUGGAAAGAGGGAAGGACUGGUGUACCUUAUGUAGAUGCCAAUAUGAGAGAGGUGGCAGCCACAGGUUUCAUGUCCAAUAGAGGAAGACAGAAUGUAGCAAGUUUUCUUACCAAAGAUCUGAAAUUGGAUUGGAGACUAGGAGCAGAGUGGUUCGAAUCUAUGCUUAUAGAUCAUGAUGUAUGCAGUAACUAUGGUAACUGGUUGUACAGUGCUGGGUUAGGCAAUGACCCAAGAGAAGACAGAAAAUUCAAUAUGGUCAAACAGGGACUGGAUUAUGAUCCUGAGGGAGACUAUGUUCGGUUAUGGGUACCGGAGCUGAAGAAUGUAUCUGGUGGUAAUGUACACACAGUAUGGACAAUGAGCAAUAAUGCCCUAUCCAGGGCUGAUGUAUCACUAGGAGAAACAUACCCUAACCCUGUUACUAUAGCACCAGAGUGGAGCAGACACUAUGGUAAAUCUGGUGGUGCUAGUGCACGUGGUGGGGCACGUGGAGGUGGCCGGGGAGGGGGACAUGGACAAGGUGGAAGACAUGGAUCUGCAGGGCAGAAACGUGGAAUAGAUUUCUACUUCAAAGGCUCAUGACAUUGAUAAAUCUCUGGGAAUAUUUAUAGAUUUACGUCAAGCUUUAUCGGGUGAAAUUACAUUGGGUGGGAAUAAGGAAAACAUCUUUAUUCAAUGAUAGAUACGAUUUACUCAAUGUAGAUAACAACUUGUCUACCAACAGAAACGUGCUAAAUCCAUUCACCUGUCAUUUAUGUGUUACAUAGUACGCUGGUGUGAUACAAAAGACAUGAUUGUUGAAUAUUGACCUGAAUUUAAAUCGCUGACAAGGCAAAAGAAUAAGUGUGUCCAGCUGAUGUUAUUUUAUUUGAGAAAGACAGGUUAUGUGAAGUAAUGUAGUUAGUUUAUAGAUGAAUACCUGUUUUUUUUAGAAGGAACACUUCUGUGGGGAUGUUGUUGUUUUUUGUUCAGAUGUGUUUGAAGUUUAAAGUAACUGUUUUGGCUAUUUAUUAACAAUUUUUCUGUGGCACUGCCAUUACCUUUACAUAAAUUAUGUUUAAACUGUUGUCAUGUUUUUCAUGUAUAUAUUGAUAUUAAAAGCUACAUCAAUGAUAAAUCAAUUGUAUUAAGAAGUUUAAUUUAAAUCUUGUUUAUCCCAGGAUUUUGUUAAGCUUUACAUGCAUUCACUGUUAUUUAGUCAUUUACUUCUAGUGUUUAUCUUCACAUUUAAACUAGGACUUUUCCUGUUUUCCUUUCAAAUAAACUCUGAUUCAAUGCUGUUAUAAUGGGUACAUUACCUGAAUAAAACCAAAUAAUGUCA
Molecule: messenger RNA, 2374 nt
Organism: Mercenaria mercenaria
Lineage: Eukaryota; Metazoa; Mollusca; Bivalvia; Venerida; Veneridae
Product: cryptochrome DASH-like
Exons: 12
Coding region: 58-1635 (525 amino acids)
Biological process (GO): photoreactive repair
Molecular function (GO): damaged DNA binding; FAD binding; deoxyribodipyrimidine photo-lyase activity
Source: RefSeq, a predicted model, not a curated record